Molecule: messenger RNA, 3423 nt
Organism: Caenorhabditis elegans
Lineage: Eukaryota; Metazoa; Nematoda; Chromadorea; Rhabditida; Rhabditidae
Source: the annotation of a RefSeq genome assembly
AUGGUCAGUUCGAUUUUAAAAUUCGUUAUUUUAAUACAUUCUACAUUCCACUCAACAUUUGCACAAAAUUUGCCAGACACCACAGUCGCUCCAAAAACAAAAAGAACGAUAAAAAUUGGAAUUGCUGCUGCCCAACGUACUCAAACUUCAUCAAUCGGAUGGUCAGUGUGUGGUGGAGCAGUUCCAAUGGCAAUUGAAAGAUUAAGAGAAUUUGGAUAUGUAAAAGAUUUUGACUUUGAAUUUAUAGUAGACUACACAGAAUGCGAUCAAGGCAGCGUCGUUCGUGCCGGAAUAGAGUUCAUCAAAACUCACAAAGUCGAUGUGAUAAUUGGACCACCAUGCGCACAGGCUCUCCGAGUCAUGUCAUUUCUAGCCGAGAACUAUAAGAAGCCAGUCCUUGGAUGGGGAUUUGUGAGUGACACGGAUUUGUCUGAUGUCAUACGAUUUCCCUAUUUGACCACUGUAAUUCCCAACUCGUUGAUGCUGGGCUAUGCUGCUUCAAAGAUGCUGACAGUAUAUAACUGGGGUCGAGUUGCAAUGUUAUACUAUUAUAGUGACAUAAAAUAUUGUUCUGGAGUUAUGAAUGAUGUUGAAGCAACUUUUAAUAAUCCAAGUACACCAAAUGUAAACAUAGUGAUCAAAGCUGAAAUUUAUUUGAAUGAUAAUGAAACAACUGAUAUUGUUUUCCAAUCCGUCAAGUCAAGAGCAAGAAUUAUUUUUUGGUGUACACAAACAGCUAUUGAAAAACGAGAUUAUCUAAUUAAAAUAGCAACACAUGAUAUGAUAGGGGAUGAAUAUGUUCACAUUAUGCUAUCAAUGAGAAAUAUUGCAUUUGGAGCGCAAACUUCACUUGGGAAACCGACUUUUAGUCAAUCAGGAUUGACGCCUAUUUGGGAAUCAUUUACAGAAGGGACAGAUGACUUUGAAAAAAUGGUAAAACAAGCAGCCACUAGAAUGUUUGUGCUUGAUGUAAACAGUGAAGUUGCUGAUAAAAAAUAUUUGGACUACCUGCAGAAAAAUAUAAUGAAGGCGGUGCAGUCACCACCUAUGAAUUGCUCCACUGUUGAAUGCAUGACUGCCAAUACCACUAUAAUGGGAGGUUAUGCUCGUCAACUAUUUGACGUCGUGUACCUAUAUGGAGUUGCGCUAACAAAUACAAAUUCAACAGAUCCAGCGGUAUAUGAUGAUGUGGAUGUUAUUGUACCUCAGUUUGUUACUUCAUUUCAAGGAAUGACCGGAAAAGUUGUGAUCUCACCAAACUUAACCCGAAUGCCAAUUUUUCAACUAUAUGGCCUUAACUCGGACUAUGAACAAGUCGCCCUCGCCGAAUUUACAUAUAUUGAUCCUAUAAUGAAUGUCACACUUUCCUACAAAGAAGAGGGAGGAGCAGUUUGGUAUUUUUAUGGAAACUCGAGGCCAUUAGAUAUUCCGAUUUGUGGUUUCCUUGGAAAAUUUUGCCCUAUUUCGUUUUGGGAACAAUACAUGAUUCUAGCUAUUGUGUCAAUAUCUGUAAUUGUAUUGAUGGUGAUUAUAAUGAUUAUUGGUUGCCUAUGUGUGAUAAGUGCGAAACAUGCAGAACAAGCCAGAACAAAUGCGGAAUGGCAAGUUCCAUUUGUGAACCUGAUGGAAUCUGAAAAGCAAAUUCGAAGCAAUGCAACAAGUCGGCGGUCCCUUCAAUCAGCUCCAUCAAUUUCAACUGGACACAGUGGAGUGACAACUGUCAGUGAUUUUUGUGAGAACUAUACGAUGAUGAUGUAUGAGAAAGAAAUGGUAUUAACUGCUAAAUAUCAGUACACCCAUUUGACAAAAGCAGACAAGGAACGAUUUGUAAAAAUGAGGAAACUGGAUCAUGAAAAUAUUAACAGAUUUAUUGGUUUAUCAAUUGAUAGCGCCCAUUUCAUUGCUGUAACAAAAUUAUGUUCAAGAGGGUCACUUCAAGAUAUUUUAUCGAGAGGCAAUUUUUCAAUGGAUUAUUUUUUCAUGUUUUGUAUUAUCAGAGAUGUGGCAAAGGGUCUGGAAUAUCUUCAUAAAACAUUCCUACGUCUUCACGGGAAUCUCCGAUCAGCCACGUGUCUUGUUAAUGACAGUUGGCAAGUGAAACUGGCGGAAUAUGGAAUGGACAAUCUUGUUGAAGAGCAAACUCCUCCAAAGAAACGACUGUUAUGGGUUGCUCCAGAAGUAUUGAGAGGUUCUCUCAGUGUUAGUCAAAUGGAACCUUCUGCUGAUAUAUAUUCAUUUGCUAUAAUAGCAUCAGAGAUUUUGACAAAGAAAGAAGCAUGGGACAUUUUGGACAGAAAAGAAGAUUGUGAAGAAAUAGUAUAUAAAGUUAAGAAUACGUCCGGAAAUUAUCACAGACAUCCAUGAUGUAAAUCCAGCACUGAUUGCUUUAGUGAAAGACUGUUGGGCAGAAGUUCCAGAAGAUAGACCAACUGCAGAAAACAUUUGCUCACAAAUGAAAGGAUUAGUGUCAAAACAAAAAACAAACCUCAUGGACCAUGUUUUCAAUAUGUUGGAAGAAUACACUUCAACGUUGGAAGAGGAAAUAGAAGAACGAACGAAAGAGUUAACUUUAGAAAAGAAAAAAGCAGAUAUUUUAUUAAGCCGAAUGCUCCCAAAGCAAGUGGCUGAACGAUUAAAAGCUGGGCAAACUGUGGAGCCAGAAGGCUUUGAUUCAGUGACAGUAUUCUUUUCCGAUGUUGUAAAAUUCACAAUUCUUGCUUCAAAAUGCUCGCCAUUCCAAACUGUGAAUUUAUUAAACGACUUGUACAGCAAUUUUGAUACAAUAAUUGAGCAACAUGGCGUAUAUAAAGUAGAAUCAAUCGGUGAUGGAUAUCUCUGUGUAUCAGGGUUACCAACAAGAAAUGGAUAUGCACACAUCAAACAAAUUGUGGACAUGUCGCUAAAAUUCAUGGAAUACUGCAGAAGUUUUAAAAUUCCUCAUUUGCCACGGGAAAAUGUUGAGCUGAGGAUUGGAGUGAACAGUGGACCCUGUGUUGCCGGAGUUGUCGGUUUAUCAAUGCCUCGUUAUUGCCUUUUCGGAGAUACUGUGAAUACUGCAUCAAGAAUGGAAAGUAAUGGAAAACCAUCACUUAUUCAUUUAACAAGUGAUGCUCAUUUACUUCUUCUGACUCACUACCCUAACCAUUACGACACGAGUUCCCGCGGAGAAGUAAUAAUAAAAGGAAAAGGAGUUAUGGAAACAUUUUGGGUGCACGGAAGAAUUGAUGAUAUAGCUGAACCAACUGAACUAAGAAGUAUUUGUAAACCGUCAACAGUAGCAAAUGAAAGAUGGAUUACACCGCCAGCACCAAAACCAGAGAUUCGAUCAGUGAGCUCUCAUGGAUCACGUCCUCCGAGUGUGUAUGAUCCACUGCAGGAUCAUCGAAAAUUUAAAAUGGACACAUUGAAAGUAGCGAAUUAGAA